Molecule: messenger RNA, 3206 nt
Organism: Hyalella azteca
Lineage: Eukaryota; Metazoa; Arthropoda; Malacostraca; Amphipoda; Hyalellidae
Gene: hay
Product: general transcription and DNA repair factor IIH helicase subunit XPB
Exons: 3
Coding region: 147-2516 (789 amino acids)
Biological process (GO): nucleotide-excision repair; transcription initiation at RNA polymerase II promoter
Cellular component (GO): transcription factor TFIIH holo complex; transcription preinitiation complex; nucleotide-excision repair factor 3 complex
Molecular function (GO): ATP binding; DNA binding; hydrolase activity
Source: RefSeq, a predicted model, not a curated record
GCUGUUUUCUGGAUAAAUUCUUAUUGCAUCAUGGGACGUUACGGGAAGCAGUCGUGAAUUGCCGUUCGCUUUGUUCAGAUUUCCCUGCUGUUAAGUUCUUCUUCAAUCCAACUUCUGACUUGGAUCACCAAAAACCAAAUCGCGCGAUGGGAAAGAAGAGCAAAAACUUUGACAAAGGAAAGAAAAGAAGAAGAGAUGACUCUGAUGAUGACGAUCUUGAUGACCUAGAAGGCAUUCCUCAGGCAUCCACUCAAAAUGUGGAGGAGCGAAGCCUGGUUGACAUCCCAAAGGAUGAAUUUGGUGCACAAGAUUUUCGUAGCAUCAUGGAAUUAAGGGAUGACCACAACAGUCGCCCGCUGUGGGUAGCACCAAACGGUCAUAUUUUCCUGGAAGCUUUCUCGCCUGUCUACAAACAUGCCAAAGACUUUCUCAUCACGAUUGCAGAGCCUGUGUGUCGUCCUGAGCACAUUCAUGAAUAUAAACUGACAGCAUACUCUCUGUAUGCGGCGGUGAGUGUUGGCCUCCAAACUAACGACAUAGUUGACUACCUCAAACGUCUCAGUAAGACCACUCUGCCCUCAGGCAUAUGCGACUUCAUUGAGGCGUGCACCCUGUCUUAUGGUAAAGUGAAGCUGGUACUAAAACGUAACAGAUAUUACGUUGAAAGCGACUUUCCAGAUGUUAUUCAGACCCUCAUUAAAAACGCGGCCAUACAGGAGUGCAUGUUGCGUCCCGAUGAGGGUUUGGUGUCCACUGAGAAGCAGAAGGUUUCAUCCAUCGUGUUCACGAGUCACCAGGGGCAGAUGGCCGGUGAGACGCAGGAUACUACGACCCUUGACCAAAACGGUGAGCCUAAGGAUGAUCUCGUACCUGAAGACAUUGCUAGCUUCUAUGAUAAGAUCGAUAAAGCUGAUGAUGAAGAAGAGGAAGACAAAGAUCUGAAAACUUUAUCGUUUGAAAUCACUCAAGAUAAGAUUGAACUGUUGCAGAAGACUUGCAUUGGGUUAGAUUAUCCUCUUUUGGCCGAAUACGACUUUAAGAAUGACACUGUGAAUGACGACAUCAAGAUUGAUCUAAAGCCUAGUGCUGUGCUACGACCUUACCAGGAGAAGUCGCUCAGAAAGAUGUUCGGGAACGGCCGAGCGCGGUCAGGUAUUAUUGUCUUGCCCUGCGGUGCUGGCAAGAGUUUGGUUGGUGUCACUGCCUGCUGCACUGUCAACAAAAAGGCUUUGGUGCUAUGUAAUUCUGGCGUGUCAGUUGAGCAAUGGAAGCAGCAAUUCAAGAUGUGGUCCACUGCUACGGAUGAUAUGAUUUGUCGGUUCACUUCAGAUGCUAAAGAUAAGCCCUACAAUGCCGGCAUUCUCGUCACGACAUAUGCCAUGAUUUCACAUCAACAAAAGCGCGCGUACGAAGCUGAGCAAACAAUGCAAUGGCUCAAAGAGCAGGAGUGGGGCAUCAUGGUGUUGGAUGAGGUGCACACCAUCCCGGCCAAAAUGUUCAGGCGAGUGCUCACUAUCGUACAGGCCCAUUGUAAGCUCGGCCUCACAGCCACGCUUGUCAGAGAAGAUGACAAGAUCGCCGACCUCAACUUCUUGAUAGGUCCCAAGCUGUAUGAGGCCAACUGGCUCGAGCUGCAGAAGGAAGGCUUCAUUGCAAAGGUUCAGUGCGCUGAAGUGUGGUGUCCGAUGACUCCUGAAUUCUACAAGGAAUAUCUCACUGGCAAAGUUUCUGAUCAAAAAAUCAAGCUUCUUUGUGCAAUGAAUCCCAAUAAAUUCCGAACCUGUCAGUUCUUGAUAAAAUAUCACGAACAACGAUGUGAUAAAAUCAUUGUUUUUAUCGAUGAAGUUUUUGCAUUGAGGCAUUAUGCCAUGGCCAUGAAUAAGCCUUUCAUCUGCGGUAAAACCAGCCAAAAGGAGAGAAUGAUGAUCAUUCAAAACUUCAAGUUGAACCCUAAAGUCAACACAAUAUUCUUUAGUCGUGUUGCUGACACGUCUUUUGACAUUCCGGAAGCGAACGUGCUUAUAGAAAUUUCAUCACAAGGAGGAUCUCGACGUCAGGAGGCCCAGAGACUGGGUCGCAUUUUGCGUGCCAAGAAAAGCGCCGUCGCUGAGAAUUUCAACGCCUUCUUCUACGCACUGCUGUCGCAGGACACCAGAGAGAUGGGCUACUCACGCAAGCGUCAGAGCUUCCUCAUCAACCAAGGCUAUGCUUACCAAGUCAUCACUCCCAACAAACUCACGGGCUAUGACAAGGAAGAGCUUUUGUAUUCUUCUAAAGAGGACAAACUCGGUCUACUAGAGAGUAUCUUGGCUGCAGCUGAAAGCGACCUGUACGAAGAAGGCGUCACUGAAUUGGGAGGAAAACCAGCUCCCUCAGGAGGCGGCGCUGCGUUCCAGCGUCGCCCUGGCAGCAUGGCGAGCGUGUCGGGUGGCGAUGACGCCAUCUACGCCGAGCGUCGCAAACACGUCCCCAACAAGGAACACAAGCAUGCGCUCUUCAAGAAGUUCAGAAGCUAGAAGUGCGGUCAUUAACGAAAAAUGAAUGUAUCACUCGAUAUUACGUUGUUACUACAAUCAUUUCUGCCAUGAAAAUAGUAUUUCCUUAGGAGUAACGAAGCAAUUUAUUGUUGAAGAAAUAAUAUGCAUGAAAAUGUUCUACUUCAUUGACAUUUUAGAAUGCGCGCAUUCCAAUUAAUUUUUGUGUUUUUUGAUGUAAUUUAAAUUCCAGCUUGCAGUAGUUUACCUCAUCGAGACCACGCUAUUGAAAAUGCGCGCAUCUUUCUUGCUCUCCUGAUUGAGACUUUGUGAACUUAUGAGUUUAUUUUUAGUAGAUUUGCUCGCUAUCGAUAUAAAGAUUUGAGGUUAUUCUAAAAAUGUUCAAUCACAAUGAACAGAAACGAGCAUAAAAUUUUUUGAUGCGGAUGUGUCGUCUUAUUGAUGCAAAUGUUGUUCACUAUUGUAAAAUACCCACGAACCGGCGGCAUAUUGUUUAAUUGCAUCAACUGUUCACACCGCCAACAUGCAUGCCGAUUACAAAAAUUGAUAUAUUUUUACGCUAUGGGAUGAGCAUCCUGUUCGACAUCUGUUACUUGAAUUCCUUGUAAGACCAAGCCGUGUGCCACCUUUUGUAUAUCUUCUGGGAACUGAGGCCCUUUAUUCCUAGCAACUAUUUACUCUAUACGAAAAAAUAAAUACUCUUGAAACCAA